AUGCCUCCUGGCACGACACCUGCUGACAUGUGGAGGGAGGGCAGCUGCUGUGGAUCCAGCAGCUGGAGUCAGCACCGCUCACCUCCCACAACCCUUCCCCUCCCCAAAGCACUUCUCUCCCCUCCGGGCUCCCUUGCAGCUGGAGAGGGAGAAACGCUUGUGGCCACAGGCAGGAGAGGAAGGCAAGCCAUGGGGGGAGGGAGGCUCAGCACCCCUUUUGCUCUGAAACUCCCUUUAUCGAGGCAGACCCACACGGAAAAGAUGGCUCCCCUCCGGUCAAUUCUAGUUAGGCCCAGAGCUUCACAGCCUGGGGUCAGCUUUUGA
This is a messenger RNA of Podarcis lilfordi (Lilford's wall lizard), 324 nucleotides long. Lineage: Eukaryota; Metazoa; Chordata; Lepidosauria; Squamata; Lacertidae. The record is from the annotation of a GenBank genome assembly.